AUGGAAGUAUUCGGGGCGGAGAAGUCUCCGGCCUCUGCUAUGGAAGUCCUGGAGAAACGUCAGCUUGAUUGCAGAGUCUGUGGACGCCAGCACACGAUUAACUUGUGUUGCUGUGGCCACCCAGCGCCAUGCACGGUCCUGUACCCACAAUUUUGUGUUCAGGCGCUUUGUGGCUUCGAUGGAUCUAACUGUGGAGUUAAGUAUGCGUCCUUCGCAGCCUUCGCACCGGCAGUGUUGGAUACGGAUGCCGGUAUGCAGGCCAUGUUUUCAGACCUGUUGUCGCAGCGCGGGCUUCGAAGCACGGCGCCGUUGCCCGCGCGCCCCGCCUUCCUGCAACAACUAGCCGAGCGUCGGCGCCGUGUUAUCGGUGGGAUGUCGUGCCCUGGACUGCGCGACGAAUGUUACGCCUGCCUAUACGGCUGUUCCCAGGCGGGUGUGUUGNGGCCGCGGGACAUUGAGGCCGCCAUCAUGGACACGGGCGGCGAUGCAGGGCGCGCGCUAGCCUGGUACCCCGGGUUGUUGAUGGCAUGGCGGUUUGAUAAGUUCCCAUGCAUCACCAACGGAGUAGCCGCCGAGAUCUUCUUCGAAUUGACGACGCACAGCAUCCACCCGUUCAUCGUCCCCGUCCACCACAUCGUGGAGACACGUCGCGAGAGCCGCGACAUCAGACUAUAG
Molecule: messenger RNA, 675 nt
Organism: Volvox carteri f. nagariensis
Lineage: Eukaryota; Viridiplantae; Chlorophyta; Chlorophyceae; Chlamydomonadales; Volvocaceae
Exons: 3
Coding region: 1-675 (224 amino acids)
Source: RefSeq, a predicted model, not a curated record